UUUAAUUUGGCAAAUACUGUUGCAUACUUGUGUGUAAAACAGCAGGAAGUGGAGAUAAAAAUACCUAUCCAUUAGAUAAUAAUAGCAUAAUACGUGAUCAUAUGACAUCUGAACAAAUUUCUAAUGAGUUCAAUGGAAUAACCGAUUGUGAACUGCUGGAAUUAAUUCAGCAUUUUCCUAAAGAUGCUGAAGAAUUCUUAUUAAGACUAAGAGGCUCACAAGAGAAUAAUUUAACCACUGGGCUAUCGAACGGUCAACACCAGCGACAGAAGAAUGCUGAAAUUAAGACCCAUCAGUUUCUGUCAACUCAUAAUGUUGAAGCACCGUUCAGCGCAUUGACAACAUAUAGAAAUACAUUUUGUCAUCUAACAUCUGAUAACAUUAACAACAGUAAUUACCAUACUAAUAAAUCUUCCAGUUUGGAAAUUUCACAGCCUAUACUUCGAUUCGGUGACAUGCCAGUCUUCACAGAUUCUAUUUUAUAUCCUGGUCAAAGUCGUCGAUUAUUAAGUACAACGCAUGAAACAUUUGUUGAAAAACCGAUUCACUACACUGAACCGGUAAAACCAAUGCCUACAAAUCUUCGUGUUGAAGGUGAACGAGACUUUAUGACUACUAACAGGGCAGUUUAUACUGCUAAGCCAAUCAACGGACAUCCUUUACGCAGACCAAAGAUAUCAAAUAUUUCCAAACCUCGCGCUACUAAACCAUUUUAUGGAGAAACUCAAUUUCAUGCGGACUUUCCACCAGAACGUGCAUGGAGGAAUAGCGUCGAUCCUAUGCAUCCGGUUGUACAACCUUGUCAACCUCCUAAAGCACAAAUUCAACUACACGAGACAAAUGAACGCUAUUUUCAUACCGAACAACGUGAUCAAUUUCAAGGACAUGAUGCUAAGUCCAAUCCAAAGCCAAAGUCAUUUAAACAUGAAGCACCACCUUACACAAGACCAUCAAUAAAACUUGAUUGUUAUUCUGUAACUAAGCUGGACUUUCAGCCUUAUACACCUGAACAAAUUCUUAAUGUAAAUCCAAAGUCAAAUUUUGGCAGAAAAAUAAUCAAGAAUGGCGAAGGUGAUCAACCUGGGAAACUUAAAUCACAAGAAAUGAAAUUGUUGAAAAAAUAUUUACAAGAUCUGAAAUCAGCUAAAGGCCAACAAUUACCAAAAAUGUAG
This is a messenger RNA of Trichobilharzia szidati, 1172 nucleotides long. The record is from the annotation of a GenBank genome assembly. Lineage: Eukaryota; Metazoa; Platyhelminthes; Trematoda; Strigeidida; Schistosomatidae.